CAUGUUUUGUUCCUUCUCAGUUCUCUCUGUCUGCCAACGCUUAUGGGCCAUUUCAACAAACUGAAUAGACCUUAAUUAAUUUUGAUAUUUUCAUAUCAGACCAACAUGAUCUCCUCAACAACAGAAGAAUACAAAAAUCAGGCUUCCUGGAGUCUUCCCAGUUUGGGAAAUCCACACAGAGGGAGAAAAACUGAAAGACGAUGCAAGUCAGAGCCUUUUCUUAGACCAGUAAUGUCCCUAAAGCAGGUGGGGUUUAUACAGAUGAUUUUGUCUUUGAUCAAAUUUAAGGGCUCAGAAAGCGUCAGAGAGAAUAAAACUCCUGUGCCACUGGAUUUAGAGAAACCGAUGAAGAAAGGGCAGAUGUUCAUCAGAGACAACAGCAUAAGAACCCGACCACAGAAAAUGAAGUCUGAGUUGCCACACCUUACACAUCAGGAAGAGAAAUCUGAAAAAGCAGGUGGUUGGCAGAUUCCCAAGGAAGAAUGGAAAACCCUCACAAGAUCACCAGCCAAAGUGAUUCUGGAUCCAAACACUGCAAAUCCCACUCUCAAGCUGUCUGCGGAUGGAUGCUCUGUGAGAACAAAGACCCACAAAGAGUUUCAUUUUGAAGAGAGUUACUAUGACUACUACAGAAAAUCCAAACAUAAGUAUGAUGGUUGGACAUAUGUCCAAGCUCAAGAGGGCUACAGUACAGGCAAACACUACUGGGAGGCAGAUGUAACGGGAAAAUGUGAUUGGAGAAUCGGUGUAGUGAAAGAGUCUGCACAACGCAAUGGCUUUACUAAACUGAACACAGCAGCAGGGUAUUGGACUCUGCAUCUGCAGUUAGGUUCCCUCAUGGCUCUGACUGAACCAGUCACCAAACUCAAUCAGGCGCCGCCUUCGAAGAUAGGAGUGUAUCUAGAUUUGGAGGAAGGUCAGGUUUCUUUCUAUGAUGCAAAGAAAAUGAAAGUUAUUUACACGUUUGUAGCAGAAUUCAGUAAGUGUGAGAACCUUUACCCUGUGUUUGGAACUGUGGAGACAGAUCAACCUCUAAAGAUUAUCUCAACAUGAUUUUUAACUGGUCUUUAUAUUGACCGAAACAUUCAUCAUCUAGGUUUAUUAUUAAUUACUUCAAGUCAUGAAGCUUAACUUUUUAAAGGAACAGUCCACCGUA
This is a messenger RNA of Neoarius graeffei (lesser salmon catfish), 1156 nucleotides long. Its product is annotated as butyrophilin subfamily 3 member A1-like. Gene Ontology annotation, molecular function: protein binding. Lineage: Eukaryota; Metazoa; Chordata; Actinopteri; Siluriformes; Ariidae. The record is from RefSeq and is a predicted model, not a curated record. The coding region runs from base 106 to 1053 and encodes 315 amino acids. The transcript has 8 exons.